This is a messenger RNA of Manihot esculenta (cassava), 585 nucleotides long. RefSeq lists its product as uncharacterized. Bases 139 to 384 code for a protein of 81 amino acids. The record is from RefSeq and is a predicted model, not a curated record. NCBI's taxonomy places the organism in Eukaryota, Viridiplantae, Streptophyta, Magnoliopsida, Malpighiales, Euphorbiaceae. The transcript is spliced from 3 exons.
UAUUUUUUAAUUGAAAAAUCUUUGAAAAAAAGAAUUUCGCUUCUCUGUAGCAACCUUCUCAUGAAGUUUUUUCCUGGCCUCUAGGGUUAGGGUUUAAGUAUAGAACCGAAUUCGAUUAUUGACAAUAAAGCAAUAGAAAUGUCGAAGAAGAACAAUUUAGCCCGGAGAAAGAGACAGCAUGAGUUCGAGCUUCAAAAAGAGAAGGAACAGAAAGAAAAGAAAGAGAAGAAGCUCCAAGGAAAGAAGAAUAAGAUGAAAGUUGAUGGUGGUAACAAGACAAAGAAGAGUUCAAGUGGAUUUUCGCUAAGGAAGAAAAAGGUGAAAACCAAAUUGACUGCAUUGACUAAAGCUAAAGCUGCCCAAGCAAUGGAGGUCGACAAAUGAUAGAUGAAGUCCAAAUUUUGAUGUCUUAAGUUUAUGUUGAUAUACUGAUAAGUUAAAGAAGUCAGUUGCUGUUGAAUUCACACUGUUUUUGUAAGUUGUAACUCAUACAGUGAAGUUGUUUAUAGCGUUGACUAUGGUAUUCAUUAGAUUGUGUUCCUAAUCAAUUUGCUUAUGAAGAAAACUUGUGUGGUUGUUGGAAAA